CUCAGGGUUUAGAGUCUCUCCUCCCUCAUCUAAACUAAACCCUCGAAGAAUUUGGGUUUGCCAUUUCUGAAAUGGAAUGAAGCAUUGAGCUUCCCAUCAUCGUCUCCUUCUUCCUUCUUCUGAAACUCCCAAAGUAAUCAUCGGCAUGAAACCUCUCUUCCACAGACCCAUUUUUACACUCGUUUUCCACACCCCAAUUCCGGGGAGGAAGCUUCUCCAAGUCGCUCAUCUCUCAACCGCCACCUCCCUGUCCUCGCAUCACUCUCCUUACCAACACCGCCGGAACGAGGAGGAUGUGCGGAACGUAAAGGUGUCUGUUUGGUGGGAUUUCGAGAAUUGUGCCUUGCCGUCCGGCGUCAAUGUGUUUAGGGUCGCCUAUAGCAUCACAGCCGCCGUCAGGGCAAGCGGCAUCAAGGGUCCCAUCCAAAUCACCGCAUUCGGAGAUGUUGUUCAGCUCCCGCGGGCCAAUCAGGAGGCCUUGUCUUCUACUGGCAUCAAUCUCACUCACAUACCCAGCGGUGGAAAGAGCAGUGCGGACAGAUCACUUCUUGUAGAUCUCAUGUAUUGGGUAUCCCAAAACCCACCACCGGCACACCUUUUCUUGAUCUCAGGUGAUACCGGGUUUGCAGGGGUUUUGCACCGGCUAAGAAUGAACAACUAUAACAUCUUGCUUGCCAGUCCUGAAAACACAUCAUCUUCUCUCAUUAGUGCUGCAAGUAUCAUGUGGCAAUGGGAUGCUCUGCUCCGCGGGGAGGACCUUACAGGAAAACAUUUUAAUCACCCACCAGAUGGACCCUAUGGUUCUUGGUAUGGCCAUUUCAAGGCACCCCUUGAAGACCCCUUUGCUGUUAUGGAGUCUCUCCAGUCUAAGGACCCGUCAUCUGAUUCUGAUUCGGAUCCAAAACCCCGCCCUAUCCCAAAGGUGGUUAUGAAGUAUAUUCGAAAUAUCUUGUCCUUAAAUCCCCAAGGAAUUCUGAUCACAGAUCUCCGUGCUGAACUCUCUAAAAGCAAUUUGAGUAUUGAUAAAGACUUUUAUGGGUAUAAAAAGUUUUCUCGUUUUCUUUUAUCCAUGCCACACAUUUUGAAGCUUCAACCAAGUGGUAGUCAGUUUUUGGUUCUUGGUGUUGUCUCAAAAUCUCCUGCACAAAACGAGUGUGGUUCAGUAGGCAUAGCUGUUGACCCCAUUGCAAACGUAACAGAGUCCGAGAGUGUAAUGUCCAAGAACAACAUCAAGAGCUCUUCCUCUGAGAGCUCAAACAGAAUUGUAUUACCAUCUCCAUACUCUGUGCCGAAAGUGGAUACUCCAUCACAGAAAGUGCAAGCACCCACAACUAAAGUACAAUGUACCUUACCUAAGGUACAAUCAUCUGCACUAGAACAGCCGGCAACAAAUACGAUACAUGAGCCACCUCCUUCAGGAGUAAAGGUAAAAAAGUGUGAAGCCACCGAGAGCCAGUUGCAUACUACAGAAGAUAGUAGUUCUCCGGUGCAGUCACAAGGGAUUUUUAGAGGAUUUCAGAAAUGGUGGUAUGUGAGUGAAGAGAAAAACUCCAACAGCUCUGAUGAGAUUAUACAUGCCGAACCACCAAUCAAGGAAUCAGAUGUGAAAUCAGCUAGUCAAUCUGAAAACAUCACAAGCUCAGUUCCUUCUCUGCAUUCUAGAGAUGAAAAAAACAUGGAAGAAAAAUACGCUGCGGAAUCUCAAGCUGUUGUAGACAAAUCUAGCAGCGAAACUGGAUUUUUUAGUAAGAUUAAGUGUUGGUUUAGAACUUGGAAAAGUCCACCACCGCAAGACAACACAAAUUUAUUAUCUGGCAAGAACGAGACUGGAGAUAAAGCGGGCCCUGAAACACACAAGGUUUUUUCAAAGGACUCCUUUUGGAAAGAUAUGGAGGCAUUCCUGGAUACAAAACAAGGUUCUACCCUUGUCUUACAAUCAAGGACUAGGUUGGAGAUGUCACAGAAUCUUAAAGAUUGUGGUCCUUCAUUUAUUAGAUCUCUAUGUGAAAGUGAUCUUCUUCGCCUGGUGGAGUUGUUGAUUACAGAUAAGAGGUGGGUGGAAGAACGCAUCCACAAAACCUUUCCUUUCAAGGUAUCUCGGCCAGCCAUGAAGGCUAUGAUAAGUAAUGCUUCAUCCAACAGCUCAACUGGGCUGAGCAGUUUAUUUCAACAUACAAAUCCUCCAACAACAAAUUCGUCAAAGCUGCAAGAACACAAUGGAGAGAAUAAGAAACACCAAAACCCUCCUCUAUCAGGAUCCGUGCCUCAACCUGUCCCGGAAGAGGGCUCCUUUGGGAAGAAGAAGUCUAGAAAUGAUACACUUACUGACUGCAUGAAACUUGUGCAGUAUGUCGUGAAGGAAUACCCAGAAGGGUACAAUUUAGGAUCCUUCAGGAAGCUUUUCCUUGUAACACAUGGCUAUUCCCUGGAUGUACAGAAGCUUGGAUAUCCAAAGUUAGUAAACCUUCUUAAUAUAAUGCCUGGGAUAAGAAUAGAGUCAAAUCAUAUAAUUCCAGCUGCCCAUGAGUUGGAUUACAAAGAAAGUAGUUCAGAGUCUCCAGACAGCAAACUACUAAUGGACGUGUCAAGGAAGAAGGUUGAUGAUGGUGUUGUUGUUGACUACUCUCAAUGGGCAGAUGAGCUUGGACCAAUUUCAACAAAGAAGAAUAAGAAGAAGAAUGAGAUGGAGUAUGAACCAUUGCCUGAUGAUGAUUUUUCAGACUUGGAUGAAGAGAAGAAAACGAAAGCAGAAAAAUGCAGUGGUGGAAAAGACAGAGUGAACAAGGCGGAGGAAGAGAGCUCUUUGUUGCAGAUCCUUGAUUCUUGGUAUGGCAGGAAGGAGGAAAAUUCUGAUGGUGAUGGUGGGGUGAUAGAGUGCUCCUCCGCCUCAAAGCUGCCGCCACCGCCACAGACCUCUGCUCCUCUUCCUCAUCCUUCUAACACUGACACUGUUACUGUAUCGAAGAACUCCUCCGGCGGGAAGAGGGGCUGCAAAAUGGGGUUGAAGUCAUAUUCAUUCGUCUCAGAUCAUCAACCCGGAGAUUGCAAGGAUGAGUUGAUUGAUGGAAUAUUGAGUAGCUUAAACAAGUCGGGGGAUAAAUCAGUCGCUGCCCCAAAAACAUAAUAAAGCCUGAAGAAGAAGAUGAUGAAAGCGAGAGCAAAACCAACCCAGCCUCCCUCACCACCAAAAACAUCAUUUUCCCCCUUUUCUUCCUGUUUUUUUAAGGGCUAUUGGAUUAGUUUCAUUUGUUUUUUCAGGCACAAGAAAAACAUUUCUUCGCU
Cuscuta campestris is the source of this 3282-nucleotide messenger RNA. The record is from the annotation of a GenBank genome assembly. Lineage: Eukaryota; Viridiplantae; Streptophyta; Magnoliopsida; Solanales; Convolvulaceae.